AUGACUUGGUCAUCCAAUGGAAUAACAAUUGCUGGUUCAUCAUUAGGCUUGUCAAACAACACUGCAGCAUAUCUUAAUAUGCCGCAAGACGUAUUCAUUGAUCAGAAUGGCACUCUUUAUGUCUUAGACAGUGGAAAUCUUCGGGUGCAACGUUUUUUUCGCAAUUCGACUAUUGGAACAACAAUCAUCAAUGGCACUUCUGGUUAUAAACUGAAUCAAUUCUAUACCAUGAAUGGUAUUAGUGUAGAUCUUAGUGGAAAUAUUUAUAUUCUUGAUCUUGAAAAUGAACGUGUAACUAAAUGGAUACCUGGUGCAAGUAAUGGAAUAGUCGUCGCUGGUGGAAAUGAUAUGGGCGAUCGUAGUAAUCAACUAUAUCUUCCUUGUGGAUUUUUUAUUGAUCCCAUUACAUUAUUUAUUUGGAUUGCUGAUACAUAUAAUAGUCGGAUCGUUCGAUGGGAAUCUCCAUCAACAAGUAUUAUUGUUUGUGGAAGUAAUGGAACAAGAUCGGACCAAUUCUACUUACCAUUCGGACUCUUUGUUGAUACAAUUAAUUCGAACACGAUUUAUGUUGCAGAUACAUUUAAUCAUCGAAUUCAAAUGUGGUUACAAGGAGCACCUAACGGCACAACAGUGGCUGGCCAAACAGGCGUUUGUGGUUCAGGGCUUAACCAACUAUGUUUUCCAUCGUCAGUCAUUAAAGACAAAAAUGGGUAUAUAUAUAUUGCAGAUUCUACGAACUAUCGCAUUAUGCAAUGGAAGAUAGGAUCAACUUCUGGUACGAUGAUAGCUGGAAUCAUAUAUUAUGCAACAUUGCCAAAUCAAUUGUAUUAUCCAUUCAAUGUUAAAUUUGAUCCAAAUGGAGAUCUUAUUGUUGCUGAUACUUAUAAUAAUCGUGUUCAAAAAUUUGUCGGUUCUUGUAUAAAAACUACCGCAACUAGUAGUACGUCUAAAACCGGUACUUCGGCAAGUACUACCAGUACAUCAUCAGCAACAACGAGCGUAGCAACUAGUACUACUGACAGAACAACCAGCAUAAUAACUAGUUCUACUAGUACAAUCUCGACCAUUACAACAGGAACAACUAGCACUACUAGUACAACUUCCACUAAUACUACAGCGACAACAAGUACUACAAGCACGUCGGUCACAAUCAGUACUAAUAGUACAAGUUCGACAAGUACCACCAGUACAAUUUCGACAACGAAGACGACAACUACCAGUACAUCAAAUUCGAGUACUUCCACAAGUACUACUUCAACUAGUAGUAGUUCAAGCUCAACAACAACAGCAGUUUUAGCAACAAUAACUUGUUUACCAGUAUGUUUAUAUUGGGAUUGUUGGAUAAAUGUAACAGCAACUAUAAAUCCAAAUACUAUUACACAAACAACAACAGAUUCAUCAUAUGAUAUUCAGCUAUUAUCAUUAAGAAAUUCUAUUAAAGACCUUCAAGAUGAAAACUAUCGUUUGAAAUUAUGUUUAGGUUUAGGAUUUGGCAUAUUAAUAGCAGGACCAGUGGCUGUUGGUACCUUUAUUUAUUUUUCACGACGGUAA
This is a messenger RNA of Adineta steineri, 1551 nucleotides long. The record is from the annotation of a GenBank genome assembly. NCBI's taxonomy places the organism in Eukaryota, Metazoa, Rotifera, Eurotatoria, Adinetida, Adinetidae.